Fusarium subglutinans is the source of this 2367-nucleotide messenger RNA. RefSeq names its product tetratricopeptide repeat 2. Gene Ontology annotation, molecular function: protein binding. NCBI's taxonomy places the organism in Eukaryota, Fungi, Ascomycota, Sordariomycetes, Hypocreales, Nectriaceae. The record is from RefSeq and is a predicted model, not a curated record. The coding region runs from base 1 to 2367 and encodes 788 amino acids. The transcript is spliced from 5 exons.
AUGAAGAACUUCUUUGGUAGCGGCAAGAAGCCAACGUCCUCCUCCACUCCUCCUCCUCCUCUUUCCUCUACUAGGAAAUCCGCCACUUUCGAGGAGCGCGACCGUGAUAGCCACGAUCCGGCCGAACAACCUCCCGCAUACUCGGAGCCUUCUUCUCCAGCGAGAGCAAAGUCGCCUUCAAAGUCUUCAAAGAGACUAUCUCGGCCCGCUUCUUACGCCGCCGAGUCCACAAAAUCUUCCUCCCGUUCUUCUAGACUGUCGAGGCAAUCUACCGACCCGGGCCAUUCUCACUCUCAUUCCUCCUCUCGUCGGCACAAAUACGAGCCCGAUACACAUCCGCUCAACCUCCCUCCCGAAGAACGAAAGCGAUUAUCCGCUCUCGCCGCUGCAAUGAACGGUAACUCCAUGGAUGUCGACAGCGAGCCUGUUAAUGGCGCUCGUUCAACUACUCCUCCCAACCCGAAAGCCCAGACCAACUUUUCCGUCCCUAUUCCCAACGGCUCCAGUCAUGAUGACGGCGCCCCUCCGCCACCUCCUCACAAAUCCAACCCUGGAAGCCCAACAAUUACGCCUGAGGAAGAUGCCGAAGCCUACAAGGCUGCCGGUAACCGAUUCUUCAAGGAGAAGAACUACUACAAGGCUAUCGAGCAGUACAGCAAAGCUGUCGACCUCUUCCCCUUCUCUUCUACUUAUCUAGGCAACCGAGCUGCUGCUUAUAUGUCUAAUGGCCAAUAUGAGCAUGCUCUUGAAGACUGCUCCAGGGCUGCCGACUAUGAUCCUCAUAAUGCCAAGAUUCUUCUGCGCUUGGCCCGUAUCUAUACUGCUAUGGGCCGACCAGAGGAAGCCAUGACAACCUUCAACCGCAUUGACCCCCCACCAUCUGCUAAGGACAUGGCCCCUGCGAAGGAGAUGUUGCAUCAUAUUCAGUCUGCCCGUGAUAUUCUUGCACGUGGAUCUGGAUCUGGUAUGUCCAUGGUGCUUCAUGCUCUUGACCUGGCUGAGCGCAGCCUGGGUCCCAGUGUUAGCAAGCCCCGCAAGUGGCAGCUCAUGCGUGGAGAGGCUUAUCUAUUAAUGGGACGGGAAAACUCAUUGGGAGAAGCGCAAAAUAUUGCUAUGAAUCUCCUCCGAAACAACAGCCAAGACCCUGAGGCUCUUGUUCUCCGAGGACGUGUUCUCUAUGGCCAGGGCGAGAACGAUAAGGCUAUCCAGUUCUUCCGUAUGGCUAUCAACUGUGAUCCCGAUUUCCGUGAUGCCGUCAAGUGGCUCAGAAUUGUCCAAAGACUUGACCGCAUGAAGGAGGAGGGCAACACCGACUUCAAGGCAGGUCGUCUACAACAAGCCAUCGAGAAGUAUACCAAUGCUCUGGAAAUUGACCCUUCCAAUAAGAGCAUGAACUCGAAGCUGUUGCAGAACCGGGCACAAUGCAAGAUCAAGCUCAAGCAGUACGACGAUGCCAUCGCUGACUGUGAGCGGGCCAUUAACCUCGACCCUGGUUACACAAAGGCCCGCAAGACCAAGGCCAAUGCUUUGGGUGGUGCCGAGAGGUGGGAAGACGCCGUUAAGGAAUGGAAGGCCAUCCAGGAGCUUGAUCCUGAGGAUCGGACUAUCGUGCGAGAGAUCCGCAAGGCGGAGCUUGAGCUCAAGAAGGCUCAACGCAAGGACUACUAUAAGAUCGUUGGUGUCGAGAAGACCGCUACAGGUGACGAGAUUAAGAAGGCCUAUCGUAAGAUGGCUGUGAAGCUCCACCCUGAUAAGAACCCCGGCGAUCCUCACGCCGAGGAGAAGUUCAAGGACUUGCAGGAGGCUUACGAGUGCUUGAGCGACCCUCAGAAGCGUGCUGCUUACGACAACGGCGAUGAUCUUAUGGAUCCCAACGACAUGUUCGGUGGCGGCGGCAUGGGAGGAGGUAUGGGCGGCAUCGACCCGGAGAUCCUCUUCAGCAUGAUGGGCCAGCAGGGUGGUUUCGGCGGCGGUGGCUUCCGAUCUGCUGGAGGCUUCCCCGGCGGCGGUGGCGGCGGUGCCCACUUCAACUUUGGUGCCGGCGCGGAUGAUGACGAUGACGACCUAUGGGAUAGUGAGGAUGAGGAUGCGGACUUCUAUGACGAAGAAGACGAGGAUGGGGAUGGCGAAGAAGAGGAAAACCACGACUAUGCAACCACCAGCGACGAGGACUUCCACCCACAGCCCCCCCGGAACAGUAAGCUCCGAGAUGAUCUUGAACAGCGCCACCAAGAUGCCCAUGGCCGGCUGGUCGAUGCUGUACGACGAUACAGCAAGUUCUUCAUGGCGGCAGCGGUCUUGCUCCCUUGGCAAAUGGUGAUACUCAUUUUGACGCUGGAAAAAGCCGUUAUCUUUGUGAACGGCUAG